GUCCGUGGGUUCGAUCCCGGGCGUGAACAGCACGUCGGAGCGCAGGACUUACCCCACCAUCCGCGUCCACGGGCACAAGGGGCCUUUCGUGGUGUUACUGUCGCUGCUCAACCCCCACAACAAUUUGUAGAGUACAUCCCCACAGCAUCACCGGAUCGGAUCCGCGGUACACAUGCAACCAUGGCGUGAUCUUCGUCAUCUCAGACGAACCUGAGGUAGUCUUCAAAAACAUAGGAAUUCUGUGUGUUAAGGGGAAAACCGAGAAAGACGUUAAAUCAGCGUUAAAAUCCCGCAAGGAGAUGAAUAUUGACCCUUUUGGAGCCGGAUUCAUGCACAUAUAUGACCAUCGCCAAAUCAAUUUCACGGCAGUCGUCUUUGCUUCCAAGUGUUUCUGCCAGGACCGAACUGGACUCCAGCCGACCGCAUGGACUUAUUGAAAUACGACAGGGGUCUGGCUCCUGUCGCGUCGGAUGUCGUGUACGACGCGAAGAAACUAAACGACCUGAAGAUUGUCCACGUUACAAGCCAUGCUGGGCCCUUGACAGGAGGGGCCGAAAUGACUUUGCUGUGUGAUAAGUACACUGGGCAGAACCCGGACGUGGUGUUCGACGACGGACGUGGGUGGUCGCAGACAGCCACAGCCAAGAUUUACCACAAGCAGCUGGCUAUUGUGUUCACGGCACCUCCCUACCGGGAAGACCGAGACCCCAGAAGUCCUGAUUACCUUCAGGUGCAGGUGUACCUGCAGCAAUGUACCGAUCGCGGCGUGCUACGCAGUCAACCCGCCACCGUGAAGUAUGUCUUCUCUGAGAAUAACAGCCAGCUUCAGUUUCCUAAGCCGCCUCAAUUGGAGAAGCCAAGGAUAUCGUUGAAGCAAAUAAGAAUGCACCGGCAGUCUUCCAGUAGCCCUGAAGACAUCCACCAAAAACGAGGGCGCAACUCUAAUGAAGACCCCAUCAUCUUGCAGAAUAUCAAGUCAGAUCAUAAUGCGUCUGGCCAGACUGAUAUCAACGGGAGAGCUGACGCGAUACCUUUAUUUGACCCAGAUAAUCCAGAAUUAUUAACAGAGGAAUGGAUUUGCAAAAUUGAUCAUCUCGGUUUCAAAUAUAAUUGGACGGACACAGUGAAAGCCUUUUACAUGCAAAAGAGGUUAACUGGAAUAGCUAAAGAUUGGCUCUCAUCAAUACGUCACAGUGAUAGUUUGACCUGGUCCGAAUGGAAAAACAAAUUGUUACAAGCUUUUCCUCCACGAAGAAUGAGCUACCUGGAUCUAUUGCAUUGGAGGUCGAAAAUGAUAAUUGAAGAUAAAAAUAAAAUAAAAGCGAACAGUGUCCAUGAGUUAAAUGCCAAAAGAGCAUACGCUUGUCUUAUUGAAGGUUGGCCGUUACAAAUGAGAACUCCAGCUCAUUGGGGCCACUACGAUGACGGGUACGAUACGCACCUCUCUUUACAUCCUGAUCACUUAUACCUCGCAGAUAGACCAGACUCUCGAAAUAACGCUCCGCAGCCGCAGGUUCGACCGAUAAAUCUUAAUAAAGCUGAUCAUAAGUUCAGCAUGAACAGAUAUGACGCGCUCAGUCCAGAUGAAGAAAGGAGAGGAUCUUGUUGCUGUAAUGAUGAUAAGCCUUGUGUUAUAAGUCGUUGUUCAACAAUCAGGCAAAAUGAAAUGAGACCAUCGUGUAUCAUUCAACGCAAUCAAAUACCUCUAGAGAGAAGCUGGCAUCAGCCGUGUUCCACAUUGACGUCUAGCUCCUCCUCGCCGUCAAUAGCAAACCCGGCACCGGAUUACUCGAACGAUCAGGACUCAGGGGAGCCGAAGAAUCUGACUGUAUGACAUUAGUUAAUCUAAAUCGAAGUUUGAUGUUUAUGUUAUAUUAUUGUGCUUACAAUACUGUAAUUACAAACCAAACCAGAAUGCAAGCUAUGGGUUAUAUGGGUAGAAUCCCAUGGUAAUGAGAAGUACAGAUACAACGAAUACGCAAGAACGAUAGUGGCUGGUAACAAAAUCUGACUUUGAAAAUGUAAUCUUCUGUCACACGUCUUUAUUUCAAUUCUGUAUUUGUUAAUAUUAUUAAAUUGAGAUAUUGUGGGGUACUGCCAAUACUUAGUUAUCAGUUCCUACCACAAUGUUUGUUUUUCACAACUGAAAAAUAAAAUAGGAAAUAAAGACUUGGUUAUAGUACCUACCAAGUGAAAAUAAACCUGAUAUAUUGACAGGGUAGGCCAUGAAAUAGUAGAACUAUAAUUUGAAUAUGGUUCCUAUGUAGGGUUCGUUUUCAUAUAACAGUUUUAUAUUAUGUUAGGUAUAAUAAUGGUUUAAUAAAUAAUAUUGAUAAUCCUUCAGUCAUUAAAUAUAAAUGAACAAGUUAGUUUAAUACUGUAAGGGCCACUUGCACCAACGAAAAUCGAGGUUUAACCCGAGGGUUAACCCACUAUUUUAUAUGGAAUUUGACAGAUGACAGCCCACUAACCCUGAGUUAAGUGGUUGGUGCAAGUGGGCCUAAUUAUAUUAGAGUCAGAAAAGCUAUAACAGCACUGGCAGCGAUUUUGAUAGCAGUCUCUAAAAUUAAGGUUUGUUGCAAUACAGUAGGUCAGUGGUUCCUCACCGUAUGUAAUUAAAUUACCUUCUAAGGGGUAAACUAUUAUACAUAUACGGAGGUGAAUUAGCUCAUGAUAAAUGAGGCCAAAUGAAUUUGUGAUAACAUUGUCAAUUUGAUUACCUAUUUCUUCUUCAUAUCCGCUUAGUUACCUAGUUAACUGAAAUGGGCUCCCCUAUAUGGUAUUAUCUCAUUAUCUGCUAAGUUUGGAAUAGUAGGUACCUAUGUAGUUCCUACUUUCUGGUUCUACCUUUAACUAGGUAAUAUUGUAAUACAGUAAGUUAUUUGUUUGCUUAAAAGUCCUGAAUACUUUAACCUUCGAAGUGAAAAAUUUGAUGUAGUUAACUGUUUUUCACUACUUAAGUAUAGCAAUAGCAAUAAGACAAUUAGUCAAAAUACCUAUAGGUGAUAAAAUAGACGCUACCUAUGUACCUACUAAUAAAACGAGCGAAACAAGCCCAUCACUGGGUUAAUUAUACAUGUAUAAAGAAUUAAGAUGACAAACUUCCUUGGCUGAAACCCUUGCAUAUGUAUACACCGUGUUUCACUUAACACUAAAAACCUGAAAACCGUUUGUUCAGAAUCGAGAGUAGAAUCGAUUGAGCUAUAUCUUGAUGGGGGUAAUAUUUUUAUUUAAAUUAGUAUUAUUCG
Molecule: messenger RNA, 3248 nt
Organism: Leguminivora glycinivorella
Lineage: Eukaryota; Metazoa; Arthropoda; Insecta; Lepidoptera; Tortricidae
Product: probable protein kinase DDB_G0277539
Exons: 7
Coding region: 425-1834 (469 amino acids)
Biological process (GO): regulation of DNA-templated transcription
Cellular component (GO): cytoplasm
Molecular function (GO): DNA-binding transcription factor activity
Source: RefSeq, a predicted model, not a curated record